AUGACAUACAAUGCUGUUUAUGCUAGGUAUAGCAGUCUCGAUUCUAGGAAUCUUGACCUGGUAAACGACUACGCAGGAAGAGAAAUUUUCUGCUUAAGAGGCGAUUCUCUAGUCUUGGAGUGUCUUGAUGAUUUUGCGUUGGAUUUUGAAGAUGGAUUCCAAUUACUUCAUGCCGUCUACAUGGUUGAGAGACUUCUGUCGAAACUAUUGUCUACGAAAUGCAACUUCCACGUUAUCUUCUUCGACGGCCUCUCUUCUCUCGCCGCAUCCAAAGAUAUCUACCGCUCAAAAUACAAGCUAGCAAGAGAAGUCAUCUACCAGCACCUGAAGACGUAUCUCCAAAAGGUGAACCCCGACGUUCAAGUCCACCAGUUCCCUGCUGUAGACUCCCAAGAGUUUCAGCAGCACAUACGAACCUACAGCGUUUAUUUUGCCAUGUGUCAUAAUGGAGCGCUGCGGAGGCAUAAUGUCCCGUCUGUUGAGCCGAUGCUCAAGGUUAUUGCCAAUAUCAUGGAUCUGGGGUUGGAUGUUGCGGUUAUCAACGAGAUUGAGUGGAGAGAUAUUAAGGUCAUAACGAAGGUGAUCCAGGCGAGUUCCUUAAGACCCCCUGCGGAAAUGGCCGAGGGAAAUAUAGUGGAAGAGGACGCAGCCACGACCUCAGUGGCGGCCACGGAUGAGCCAGAUUCGUUUUCCGAAUGUACUCAGAGUUUCCAGAGCCUGGCAAUUUCUGUCGGCGACAACCAGGAAUUAAACAUGUCGAUGAGAGAAGCACUUAGCCUUUCUGCGCUCUUGCGUCUUCUCAUGGAAACCCCAGACGAAGAAACAAAGUGCAUGGCUGGUAGGAACCCCGACCUGGGAUCUCAUAAUGCUUUUCUGGAUAGAUUCUGUCAGGCUGCAAGCGCAAUUCUACGGAGUCUCGAGUGGAACGAUGCUACCAAAUGCAACUGGGAGAUUGACAUCUAUGACCUUGUUGACGGCAGGGUUCUUCGCUCGUGUGCUCUCAAUACUGCCUGGACAGAUAGAGAGGCCGAUUUCAGCAAGCAGUUCGGCUAUAGCUAUAGCACGAUCUUGAAGUGCUACCAAGAUAUCUCUGAAUUUGCCCACAGCCAAUUCAACCAUUUGUCUGGAGACAAAAACAAAAUCACAGAACCUACCAAUGAUUCAAAAGCCAGCAUGGCCUUGCUGCCCUUCCAGCACAAAGUCUUCGACAGCCAUCUGGCAAGUGUUCGCGUGGCAGUCGAUGACUCACAUAUAGAGACGUACAAAAACGCCAUACGUGACGACAAGCAUUGGCACAACAAGAAGCCACUUGGCCCAAAACGUCUCAUAAAUCCACCGCAGCAACCCUAUACCAAGUGGCGCAAUCCAAACAUAUGGAACCAACGCCGCUUUCGCGACAUGGAAAAAUAUGCAAAGAGUCUCACCAAUGCCAAGGGAAAUGCUCUUGAACCGCAAUCUGUUUUUCUCCAGAACUGCGCAAGGCACAACCCAAGGAAAAAAUUGCUGCCAAAGAACGAGAAGAAUAAAUUAGCGAAAGAAGAGCCAUCGUGGGUUGAUUCCUGGAAGAAGAAAGUCAGGGAAAUAGAGGCCAUGGCACCCCGUCUUCAGAUUGAAGAGUGUCAGUCCUACAUCGAGAAGCUCGACAACCGGAAAGGGAAUUUUCUGGAACCCGAAGCACGACUAUAUCUUCUGUCGCUACUGAUUAUCCAGUACCAAGGCUCACGCGCGACUGAAGAGCGUGUGGCAUUGGCAACAGAAACCUGGAACCAAGUUCGAAUUCUCUGUCAGAAAGUCGCUCGCAUGACUCUGCAAUGCUACCAAGAGUUUCAAAGUCUGUGCAAAAAGCUGCAAGUACCGGACAUUCCACACAUGCUACAUUGCGGUCCCUUUAUGGAUCGUCAGACUGGCGCAAAGCCAGACGAACGGGUUUCGUUUGAGCCGGAUCAGUGGCAGCGUGAUGUCCUUGAUGAACUGGACAAAAACAACAGUAUAUUUGUCGUGGCACCAACAAGUGCUGGUAAAACCUUUACCAGUUUCCAUGCUAUCUCCAAAGUUCUCCAAGAGGAUGAUACCGGAGUGUUGAUCUAUGUUGCCCCAACCAAAGCGUUAGUCAAUCAGAUUGCCGCGGAAAUCCAUGCGCGGUUUAGGAAGACGUAUCCUCGCAAUAGUGAGCAGUCUGUGUGGGCGAUUCAUACUCGUGAUAUACGGUUCAACGAUCCGAUAAAGUGUCAAAUAUUGGUGACUGUUCCGCAUAUGCUUCAGAUUAUGCUACUGUCACCGGUCAAUGCCAAAACUUGGGCCCCUCGUGUCAAGUGUAUCGUCUUCGAUGAAAUCCACUCGAUUGGUCAAGCUGAUGAUGGACUUGUAUGGGAACAGUUAUUGUUGCUCGCUCCGUGCCAUAUCAUUGCCCUCCGCGACAACUGGCUAUCUGUGACGCAGAAAUCCCUAGGCACUGACUUGAAGCUUGUCCAAUAUGGGCAGCGGUACUCGGAUCUUAGGAAGUACUUCUACACUCCACCAAAGAAGGUCGACUUCCAGGGGCUUUCUCGAGCUAAACAUAAGGGAUUACUCGAAUUUGAGCAUGUACAGGGUCUGCAUCCCAUACAUCCUGUGACUAAAUUUCAUAAUGCACAGCGUCAGAUGACAGAGGACCUAUCUCUCGAGCCUCGAGACUGCUACGUUCUUUGGGAGUCUAUGGUCAAGCAUUCAUCUGCUAAAUUCCCCGUCUCCGAAACACUCCGCCCAGAAAAGUGCAUGUCUUCGUCCAUUCGGAGGAAUGAUGUUUUUGAGUGGGAACGACGUCUCAAAAGUCACCUGGCUACUUGGAUGAUGGAUCCACAAUCGCCGUUCAACAAAGUUCGGGAAGAGCUUGACUCGAAAUUCUCUUCAUUCGACCGACCUCCUAAGAAAACAGCUACAAUGGAAAAAGACGAUAUGUGCUCCUCCGUCUUCCCAAUCCUUGUCAACCUACAUCAACAAAAUGCAUUGCCAGCAUUGCUCUUCAACUACGAGCGAAUGACCUGCGAGCAAAUUGCAGAGUCCAUACUCAAGAGAUUGCUCGAUGCAGAGACAGCAUAUAAAGAUGGCCCAGCUUGGAAGAAGAGAAUGACAGAGUACCAAAAGUACCAGACAUUGAAGGAAAAGAAGGCUCGCGUGGCAGAGGGACGGAAACCGGACGAGUCGAAUCCGGAUCCCGCUGAUUAUGAGCGGCAUACUUUCGAUGGUUUUGAUCCUGAAAGGCCGUUGGAACAGUUCUCCUUUGCCGGAAUCCGUGGACAAGACUGGGAGGAACUCAAGGACGAGAUCUUCAAACUGAAAAGAUUCAAUGUCAACCCUAUCCUUCUCGAAGCUCUGACAAGGGGUAUUGGUGCUCAUCACGCGGGAUUGAACAGGCGAUACCGUCAUCUGGUCGAGCACCUAUUUCGUCGAGGUUUCCUACGCGUUGUGGUAGCUACCGGGACCCUCGCGCUGGGUAUCAACAUGUCCUGUUCGACCGUCAUCUUCUGCGGCGACAGCCUUUUCCUGACAGCGCUGAACUACCGUCAGGCAUCAGGAAGAGCGGGAGGUCGGGGCUUCGAUCUUCUCGGAAACGUUAUCUUCCAUGGCAUAUCUUUCUCCAAGGCGUACCAAUUGAUAAGUUCACGACUGCCCGACCUGAAUGGCCAUUUCCCCAUCACAACCAGUCUGGUGCUGCGUCUGUGUAUUCUUCUGCAUAAUUCUGAUGAACCACCGUAUGCGGUUCGAGCUAUAAAUUCUUUGCUUGCACAGCCAUGGUUAUGCCUGGAUGGUGUGGAUUCAAGGGACAAGGUGCUCCAUCAUCUCCGAUUUUCUAUCGAAUAUCUGCGUCGUCAGAAACUUUUGGGACGACACAGAGAGCCUAUCUAUCUCGCCCGCAGUGUUGCUCACUUAUACUACACCGAGAACAACGCUUUCGUGUUCCAUGCUCUCCUUCGCGAAGGAUAUUUCGAGACUGUAUGCCGUGCCAACCGAGGGAAUACCAAACAGAAACUGAGAACGUUGAUGAUUGUUCUGGCACACCUCUUCGGACGCAAAACUCUCAGAAAAAAAUACGAAACACUUCUCGAGAACAAGGAAGAUAUCAGGUCUCCAUCUGCAGUCAAGCUUCCCGACAUUCCACCCGAAGCCGCCGAAGUCAUCCACAAACACAACGACGAAAUCCUCAAGACAUACACCGCCUACGUCUCAACAUACAUAGACCAGCAUCUCCAAACGCCCGAAACCAACCUUCCUCUCACAGGCCUCUCAACCCUAGGCUCCUCAUCCCCGAAUCUCUAUCGCUCCCCAUUCGUCGGCCUCUCAGGCCAUAGUGACGAAUUCAUUAGCAUCAGAUAUCUUUGCAGUACCGUCCGUUCCGAAGCUUUCCUCGAAGAAAGCGUCAUUCCUCACCUGAGUGUCUACCCAGACAACGGCAUGCCACCAUUGAACGCGUACUUGUACGAUUUCUUCUGCCAUGGAAAUUUGCAGCCACUCGAGGUUGCAAAUCACAUCUCGAGGUCUGAUGCGUGGUUUUUGUUGAACGACUUUUCGCUAAUUCUGGCAACGUGUAUUGUGGCGUUGGAAUCGUAUCUUGAUCCGAGUUUUGAUGAAAGAGGGAAUGUUUUGGAGCCGAUGGGGGUGGGUGAUGAAGAGGGCAAUGAUGGAGGAGAGGACGAAGAGGGGGAUGGUGAAUCUGGCAGCGAACAAACCAAGAAAGAACCCGUCGAUACUAAGAAGUCGUCUUCGAAGCCAAAGUCCAAGCCCACUCCUAUCCGAAAACUCAAUGAUGACGAGGAAGACGAUGACGAAUUGCUCGAUAACUGGGACGAUGGCAGUGAUGCCGAAGAAGAUGAGGCCGAAAGUGAUAAUUCCGAGGAGCUGGAGGAAGAAAAUCUAGUGGUCUCGAAAGAGGUCCUGAAGGCGUUCAGGGAGCUGAAGAUCGAGUUCGAUGAGAAAUUCCAUGCUAUUUUUGCGUGA
Aspergillus ruber CBS 135680 is the source of this 4974-nucleotide messenger RNA. RefSeq names its product putative DEAD/DEAH box helicase. Lineage: Eukaryota; Fungi; Ascomycota; Eurotiomycetes; Eurotiales; Aspergillaceae. The transcript has 12 exons. Bases 1 to 4974 code for a protein of 1657 amino acids. Gene Ontology annotation, cellular component: cytoplasm. The record is from RefSeq and is a predicted model, not a curated record. Gene Ontology annotation, molecular function: nucleic acid binding; ATP binding.